CCCAUAGGAAACAGUUCUGUAGUAGCAUUUACCGCCCAAUGGGCUCAACCCACUGAUGAGAGCGCGAGCUCAGCGCUUGUUCUUCAUCUUCAUCAAAGCUCGAGCGCAGCGUGCGACACUUCAGGGGUGACGGACUCUAAAACGAUGGAUUACAAACUCUGAAUUUAGUUACCAAUAACAAGUUAUCGUUAUUCAUGCUGGUCAUUUUGAACGUCAUAUUCUGACGCACUCAUAACUUUUUUUUUCUUAGCAGAAUACCCUAAAAAUAUCUUUACUCUGACAUAAGCGCAAUGUUCGUUUACCAUUAACGGCGCAAUAUAGAUUUGAAGUUUGUAACUUUCUUUUGUUGCUGAAAACUCUUUUAAACAAUGGACUUAAUAUACUGUAAAGUCCUACUGACUCUCCUGAGCGUAUUUCAGUUCUUUCAGGUUCGUAGUGACACUGUAUCACCGUCAAAUCAUCCAGGCCUGCAGGUGCUGGCCACGGCUUCACACUACUGGCCCCUGGAUGCAGUGGAAGGGAUCCACGGUCUUUCGGACCAGAUUGGGAACAGAACAGGUCAUGUUAAUGGACUGAGAUAACUGUCAGAAUCCACAACCACACUGUCCUGACUACCCAUAAUUCUUCUUCUGUGUAUACCAAUGACUCUGCCUACACUAACAUUUCUGCCACUGUAGACAUUGUAGAAGGAAUGGUGAAUAAGGGCAUCUAUCUGAACGGUGAUAAUGGGGCCACUUUCCUUCACUUUGGCAACUAUAAGGACUCCUGCAUAAGUGAUCCUACUCUGUGCGGACCUGCUGGGAUAACGUUCUCCUUCUUCUGGAAAAACAAUGAGGUAGAGUCUCGUUUUGCGAUUGCAUCCGGAGGUAAAGUCGUCUCAAGCGGUUUCUCUGUCUACUCCAACCCUCAUGGUGAAUACGUGGAGUUCUACACGAGAGGAGACUCCAAGACAUGGAAAGCACAAAUCAAUCUCCCAGGGCCCUACUGGACACACGUGCUCUUCACAUGGACCCAAACGGAGGGGUUAAAGGUCUACAUUAAUGGAACAUUCAGCAAAGGAGACCCCACAGGAAGUGUUUCCCAUAACUAUGGUGAUCCCUAUGCCGAUCUGGUCAUUGGCACAGGAAACACUGGGAGUUACGGCCACUAUGCCACAGGUGCCUUCGAUGAGUUUGUGAUUUGGGAGAGGGCCCUGUCCCCUCAGGAUGUCUGGAUGUACUACAAAGCAGCAACUAGUCAGAAUGCGAUGUCCACCUUCCCAACCGAAGCAUCCAUUAGUGUCACUGCUGUGACAGAUUCUCAGUUUCAGAGAACCACAGAGAUGCCCCGACCUGCCUCCACAAACCUGACAGAGGAAGUUCAGAGACUUCAGGAACCCAUGCAGUUACAAGUGCUGGACUUCCUUCAGUCUUUAUCGUUUAACCUUCCAAACAAGACUAUACCUCAGGAAACAGCCAACAACCUUACACAGUCUCUACUGAAGAGUGUGGAUGAGGUCAUUACUGCCAGCGACUGGAGAGAAAACGAUGAGUUGAGUCCUGUGGUCAAUGGGCUGGUAGAGACUGUGGAUAAGGUGAUGCUGCAAAUGGCCUCCAAGCUUCGGUCCAGCCCAGACUCAGAGGCUCCUCUGGCCAUAGGGGGCAAGAGUUCUGUGGCAGAUUACUCUCUGAUGAAGAUCCCACAGAACUACAAUCUGGCCAGCUACCGGUUCCCCACACAAGGGAAGAGUUACAUCUCAGUACCAGGAGAGGCCCUUACAAUGCAGUCUCAGACCACGAUCGUGGGACUUUUCUACCACAAAAUGCACAACUACUACAAAAAAAUCAGCCCUCAACAAACAAGGAUAAAUGAGGCGGUGGAUUAUAAAGAUCAUAAGAUCCAGAUGGCCAGUCACCUUAUUUCUCUGAAGGUGGAGCCAUCUCCUGCCCUGUCACUCAACCUGUCCACUGAACCGCUCAUCCGAAUCGUCCUCACCCAUCAGCUGAGUAAAGAACAGCAGCUCCUGGCCUUAAACCAAAGUAAUAAAGUGUUCCUGUAUUGCGCUUUCCUGGACUACAGCUCCAAGGAAGGUGUGUGGUCUAAUGAGGGGUGUGUGAGAUCUGAUGGAAACCUGUCCUUCUCCAUUUGCUUGUGUAACCAUCUGACAAACUUCGCCAUCCUUAUGCAAGUGGUUCCCAUGGAGCUCUCAAAGGCCCACAAGGUGGCGCUGUCCGCUAUUAGUUACAUUGGCUGCUCUAUCUCUAUUUUCUGCCUGGCAAUUACACUGGUGACCUUUGCCGUGUUGUCGUCCGUUAGCACCAUCCGUAACCAGCGUUACCAUAUUCAUGCCAACUUGGCAUUUGCCAUCUUGGUUGCUCAGAUCCUUCUGCUCAUCAGUUUCCGCUUCAGUACCGGCACGCUCCCAUGUAAGAUCAUGGCUGUGUUGCUGCAUUUCUUCUUCCUCUGUGCGUUCGCCUGGAUGCUGGUGGAAGGGCUGCAUCUCUACAGCAUGGUGAUCAAGGUGUUCAGCUCGGAGGGCAGCAAACACUUCUAUUACUAUGCCAUCGGAUGGGGAUGCCCUCUGGUCAUUUGUGUGGUGUCUAUGACCUUGUCACUCAACAGCUAUGGAGAGGCUGGCAAUUGCUGGCUGUCCCUGAAUAAUGGGGCGAUUUGGGCUUUUGUAGCCCCUGCUCUGUUUGUUAUAAUGGUGAACAUUGGCAUUUUGGUAGCCGUGACGCGAAUCAUAUCCAGGAUCAGCGCUGAGAACUAUAAGGUUCACGGAGACGCCAACUCUGUGAAGUUGACGACCAAAGCGGUGGCGGUACUCUUGCCCAUCCUGGGCAUAUCAUGGAUCUUCGGGGUUCUGGCAGUGAAUGACCACUCCCUGCUUUUCCAGUACAUGUUUGCAGUGUUUAACUCUCUACAGGGGUUCUUCAUAUUCCUGUUCCACUGUCUGUUAAACUCUGAGGUCAGGGCUGCUUUCAAACACAAAACCAAAGUGUGGACUUUAACCAGCAGCUCAAUCCGCAACAUCAACGUCAAACCUUUCAACUCAGACAUCAUGAACGGCAACAAAGGAGGUGUGUCUCCCACAAAGAUGAACACAUGGGACAAAAGCACCAACUCAGCCAACCGCAUAGAUUUGUCAGCAGUAUAAUGGCUUCUGAUGAGGAAAACAGCGUAGCAAUUCCUGUAGAAGAUGCGCUGUGCUAUAUCGCAUUUUAAAAGGACUUCCAAUGGUGAAAUGGCUACAAACACUUGCAGCUAAUAGUAGAAUAGUUCACUCACAACACAAAGAUCUCUGAUGUCAUUUGCUCCUGCUGAUGAUCUCUCUAUUACAAACAUUGGAUGAAGACACAAGGCCCGUUGUUGUGAUGAAGGAGUGUAUGACUUUUUCAUCAUUUGCUAAUAAUGUGGCCUGCUGAGGACUCUGAAUUCAACAACUUACUCUCACAGACAGGAGACUCCCCUACUUGCUCUGCUUGUUUGGAUAACUCACUAGAUCUGUGCUACAUUUGGACCACUGUCUGGACGUCCUUUAAAGAGAGGAAUCAUCAAGAACAAGUCUGGUGUGUCUCAACUUUAGCAAAAAAGUGAAGUAGCAGCUUUUAUUAAUUCCUGUCCAUCUGGCACUACAAUUCCCGCUAUUGCUUUUAAUUAGACCUGGAAGAGAAAUACAAUACUGUCGAAAUUUGCUGGAGUUCUUCCUUAUCAUUGUGACGUUUUUCUUAUUUUUAUCCCGUAGUAUUGUAAAUGGCACUUUUUAACCAAAUAGGGUUCAAACGGGGACUGAAAAAUUAGGGUUAGGGUUUUUCAACAGGAGGUCAGUGAAAAGUGAUAAAUACACAAAAUGUUGGUGGUCAACCUCAGGAGGUCAAUCUGAAUACUAUAUGAGCUGUAUUUUCUAAAUAUUUGUAUGUGAAGUUUGCCGUUUUUGCAAUCCUGUUACCGAGACUAGCAAUGAUCAUCAAUGUUAGAUGACAAAAUGUGUAUAUAUAUAUAUAUAUAUAUAUAUAUAUAUAUGCAUGUGUAUGUAAGGAAUGUAAUAAUGUGAUAACAGGGUUGCACACAAAUUGUGAUUAACAUGAAUGAUUAAAUUCUGUUAAUGGGUCAUUGACAAAUAAGGUCUUUAAAAGUGUAAAAAAAAACAUAAUGGAGAUAUCAUUAAUUUUGAAGUUUUAUUAAGUAUUAACAAUGAGAUUAUGUGGUUCAUAUAAUCAAUU
This is a messenger RNA of Megalobrama amblycephala (Wuchang bream), 4202 nucleotides long. It is a transcript of the gene adgrd1, whose product is annotated as adhesion G protein-coupled receptor D1. Gene Ontology annotation, cellular component: membrane. Gene Ontology annotation, molecular function: G protein-coupled receptor activity. Lineage: Eukaryota; Metazoa; Chordata; Actinopteri; Cypriniformes; Xenocyprididae. Gene Ontology annotation, biological process: adenylate cyclase-activating G protein-coupled receptor signaling pathway; cell surface receptor signaling pathway. The transcript is spliced from 26 exons. The coding region runs from base 692 to 3136 and encodes 814 amino acids. The record is from RefSeq and is a predicted model, not a curated record.